AUGUUGUUCGGCACAACGGUUCUUGUUGUUCUAUUUUUCAUUCUCUUGUUGAUUGCUUACUUGUGGACUUUAAAUUCGCGUUACUCGUAUUUUAAAAGUCGUGGCAUUCCGGGUCCACCACCACAAUUUUUCUUCGGUCAUGUGCGAUCUCUCUGGUCGGCUGAAUCUAUUUCUCGUCAAUGGGAAAAGUGGACUCGUCAAUAUGGCUCAAUUUAUGGUUUGUUCGAAGGCACUCGUCCAAUCUAUGUUGUCUCUGAUGUUGAAUUUCUUCAUGAAGUCUUUGUUAAACAAUUUGCCUGUUUCCAUUCAAGACAUCUGCCUUUUACUGCUCGAUUGAAAAGUCGCAAUCUAAUUAAUUUAUUCGGAGCCAAUGGAGAUCAUUGGCGUCGUCAAAGACACGUGAUUAAUCCAACAUUUUCCACUACAAAACUAAAACUAACAUCACCAAUUGUCAAUGAAUGUAUUGAUGCACUGAUGAACAAAAUUCAAGAAAAAGAAAACCAAGAAUUCGACAUCUAUACGCUCUACAAACGGCUUACAAUGGAUGUUAUAUGUCAUUCUGCAUUUGGAAUCGAUACAGAUAUGCAGAACGAUAUUGAUAAUCCAUUUAUUGUCAAAACGGCUUAUUUCUUUGCAGUUCACCCUGAGAGAAUAUUUCUUGUCAAAUUAAGUUAUUUAAUGCCAUGGCUCACUCCAAUUCUUACUCUAUUCGUUCAUAGUAUAAUAGCUCUAUUCAAUGGAUUACGGUAUCUGGCACCUUCUUUCAUGAAUCAAUUCGAAGAAAUUCCUGGAAUGUGGAUAAUCAAUCAAGUAAAACAAGUAAUUGAAGCAAGAGUAAUCAAGAUCAAAUCAGAAGCAAAUAAUAAACAACGUCGAAUCGAUCUCUUACAACUUAUGCUUGAUGCAGUCACAUCCAAUGAAAUUAAAGAUAAGAAUGAUGAGAAUCUUAUGUCGAAACGAUUUCAUCAAGAUGAAGUGGCAAGUAAUGUAUUUUUCUUUAUGAUUGCUGGUUUUGAAACAACUUCGACUACACUUGCUUCUUGCUCAUAUAUUUUGGCGACAAGAUUCGACAUACAAACGAAACUUCAAACGGAAAUCGACGAGCUCUAUGCAGAACACAAUGGAGAACUCGAUUAUGAUCGUAUCAAUAAUAUGACUUAUAUGGAUUUGUUUAUUCGAGAAGUUUUACGCAUGUUUCCGAUUGCUCUUCAGGCUGUAUCGAGAGAAUGCAAUACGGAAACAAUUGUCUGCAAUUAUAAGAUUGAAAAAGGAGAUGUCAUUCAACCAGAUAUUCUCACGUUACAUUAUGAUCCUCAAUUAUGGGGUCCUGAUGAUCCUUAUUUAUUCGUACCUGAACGACACUUGACUCGACGACAUCCAAUGGCAUUUAUGGCUUUUGGUCAAGGUCCAAGAAAUUGUGUUGGAAUACGAUUUGCUCUAAUGGAACUCAAACUGUGUUUGGCUCGUCUUCUUCAUCAAUAUUCAAUUCUUCCUGGAAAACAAAUCGAACAAGGUUUUAUUCGUCGAGAGAUAUUAGUAAUUCAACCCGAUGCUGUCUAUAUUAAACUUGAAAAGCGAUGCUAA
Messenger RNA from Rotaria sordida, 1584 nucleotides. Lineage: Eukaryota; Metazoa; Rotifera; Eurotatoria; Philodinida; Philodinidae. The record is from the annotation of a GenBank genome assembly.